ACAGGGAAGUGACGCCACGCUUUAUAUAAAAGCGUCCAUUUUCCAUUGAGACGCCAUCAGUAACAUUUCAGGCAUUCAUUUGUGUUAUAGUGUUUAUUUAUAUUUGUGACUAGUCGCUUUCGAAAUAAUUACGACAAUGGCUGAAAACGCUUCAUCGGGACAAGCCGCCAACACCCAACAAAAUAACCAAGUCAGGAACCAAUCUGGAUCCAAUGGCGGCAACGGAAACAACAGAGGACGCGGUGGACCUCGCGGAGGUGGACGCGGUGGAUUUAUGCGUGGACGUGGUGGUCCAGGAGGUCCUAUGGGUCGUGGUGGACCCAUGAUGAGAGGUCGUGGAGGUCCCCGUGGUGCCAUGCGUGGAGCACCAAGGGGCAGAUUCCCACCAGGUGGUGCCCCUCCACCACCAAUGGGUGAUGGACCUGGCCCAAUGGGUGAGAAUGGUGGUCCCCGUGGACCUCCCUCAGGUUUCCGUGGUGCUGGACGUGGUGGUCCAGGUGGUUUCAGAGGCAGAGGUGCCCCAAGAGGUCGUGGCGGUCCAGUAGGUGAUAGGAUUAACCGUAUGGGAGGCCCAGACAGGAUGCAAAGGCCUGGUGGUGCUCGUCCCAGUAUGCCACCACGUGGACGCGGUGGUCCAUCACCAAGUGGUGGCAUGCAGAAAAGAGGUCAGGGUCCCAUGCAAGGAGGACCAGGACCCAAGAGGGGAAGGUUCGAAAAUGGUUCUUCUUCAAAUGGCUUUGGACAAAGAUCUCAAGGAGGAGGUUUUGGUGGUGGUAGUGGCGGAAAUCCAGGAAAUCAAGGUUAUGGCCAACAGCAAUCCUACAAUUCACAGUCUUAUGGACAACCUCAAUCAUAUGGUGGGCAAGGAUCUCAAGGCAGUGGUGGAUAUGGAGGCGGCGGUUAUGGUGGUGGUGGUUCCAACCAAUAUGAAAACAACUAUCCUAGCAACAAUUACCAAGGAAACAAUUCAGGGUAUGGACCAAGUGGAGAUGCCUAUGGUUCACAGGGUUAUGGCGCCCCAUCUGGUCCAUCAGACUAUCCAAGUGGUGGUGGUGGAGGCUACAACCAAGGCGGUUAUGACAACAGAGGCGGAUAUGCUUCCGCUGGCGGAUAUGAUUUUUACAAUGCAGAUUCUCAAUCCAACUAUGGAUCAGCACAAGGGGGUUAUGGCAAGCAGGAUUACGGUGCAUCUAACCAGGGUAGACGAUAUUAAACAAAAGACACUUCCAACUUGUGGCUUUAAUUUAUAUCCCAUAAAAUUUAGUAGAAUUUGUAUUUCUUUUAAUUCUAU
Nicrophorus vespilloides is the source of this 1291-nucleotide messenger RNA. RefSeq names its product glycine-rich protein DOT1-like. NCBI's taxonomy places the organism in Eukaryota, Metazoa, Arthropoda, Insecta, Coleoptera, Silphidae. The record is from RefSeq and is a predicted model, not a curated record. The transcript has 6 exons. Bases 137 to 1213 code for a protein of 358 amino acids.